UGGAUAACACCAUCUUUGUUUUAAACCAUGCAAAACACUUCAUGUACCUGUGUGCUUAUCUAUCCGACGCUUGUGAAGAGUGUCGUAUGUCAGCUGGAGAUCAGGUUCCUGCAGAGUCACCCGACACCCCUGAAAGACAACUUUCUGCCCCGAGUGAGUCAGGUGACCCAAGCGGUUCGGAUACAGUCGCACGCCGACAUCCCGUCUGCCUCCAGUGUGGCAGCACAGUGGACGAGAUGACGUUCAUCGCCAAGACCUUCUACGACCUGAGGGCCACCACGCUGGAGGGCGACUCGGUGGACUUCAACGUGUUCCGGGGCCGGGUGGUGCUCAUAGAGAACGUGGCCUCGCUCUGAGGCACCACCACCCGGGACUUCAGCGAGCUCUACCAGCUGCAGAGCAAGUACCCCCAUCGGCUGGUGGUCCUGGGUUUUCCCUGCAACCAGUUUGGAUACCAGGAGAACUGCACUAACGGUGAGAUCCUGAACUCCCUCCAUCAUGUGCGUCCAGGCAGCGGCUUCACGCCCAACUUCACCAUCUUCCAGAAGUGCGACGUCAACGGAGCGAACACGCACCCGGUCUUUGCCUAUCUGAAAGACAAGCUCCCCUAUCCUGACGAUGACCCCACCUCCCUCAUACAGGAUCCCAGAUUUCUGGUCUGGAGUCCCAUCAGCAGGACGGACGUAUCCUGGAACUUUGAGAAGUUCCUCAUCGGGCCGGAAGGAGAGCCCUUUAAAAGAUACAGCAAAAAGUUCCCCACCAUCGACGUAGAGCCCGACAUUCAAAGACUGUUGAGAUUAACUAAGAGCUAAGAAUAGUCUCCACCUCCUAAUGGCUUUUCAUCCGUAACUGUCAGAGCUGGCACGCUGUCCUCCACACUUUUAAGUCUUAGUACAUGAGGGUGAUGUUCUAAAAAAUGUAAGGGAAUAUCAUCUGAGGCCCUUUAAGUUCUUAAGAGUAGUGGACGAAUAAAGUCAGUGCAUUUUCGUACUUUGUGGAAACUUAUUGUGAAAUAAAGUUAACAGGAAUUUUAUAGUAUAGUUCCAGUUUAUAUAAAUGUGGGUAUACUUGUGGAAAACAGUCACUUGGGUGUUUGCUUGUCCUUGUCUUGUGCUAACACGGCCAGCAGAUGGCGCAACUGAUUCAACCAUGCGGACAGAUAACUUCUGUUAUGCUUUUAUUAAUUAACAUUCACCACACACGCUCACAAAAUGUUUGCACUGGAAUAAAACCCUAAAAACCGAA
This is a messenger RNA of Stegastes partitus (bicolor damselfish), 1245 nucleotides long. It is a transcript of the gene gpx2, whose product is annotated as glutathione peroxidase 2. The transcript has 2 exons. Gene Ontology annotation, biological process: response to oxidative stress. The record is from RefSeq and is a predicted model, not a curated record. Gene Ontology annotation, molecular function: glutathione peroxidase activity. Lineage: Eukaryota; Metazoa; Chordata; Actinopteri; Pomacentridae.